Molecule: messenger RNA, 321 nt
Organism: Guillardia theta CCMP2712
Lineage: Eukaryota; Cryptophyceae; Pyrenomonadales; Geminigeraceae
Exons: 2
Coding region: 1-321 (106 amino acids)
Biological process (GO): tetrahydrobiopterin biosynthetic process
Molecular function (GO): 4-alpha-hydroxytetrahydrobiopterin dehydratase activity
Source: RefSeq, a predicted model, not a curated record
AUGAGCCAGAGAGCAGAGCGACUGCAAGAGGAGGAGAAGCGAGAUCUCCUCGAUCCUCUGAUGGCUGAAGGAUGGUCAGUCAUGGACACAAGAGACGCGAUCCACAAGAAGUUCAAGUUCAAAGAUUUCAAGAAGGCCUUCAAAUUCAUGCAGGGGGUUGCUGUGCACGCUGAUCGGCUUGACCAUCACCCCGAAUGGACGAACGUAUACAACAAGGUGGACAUCACUCUGACGACGCACGACUGCGAUGGGUUGUCGAAGAGGGACAUUGAGCUUGCAAGGCACAUCGAAGAAGAAGCGAAGAAUGUGAGUCAGCAGUGA